Oncorhynchus kisutch (coho salmon) is the source of this 2456-nucleotide messenger RNA. Its product is annotated as forkhead box protein N4-like. Bases 20 to 1579 code for a protein of 519 amino acids. Gene Ontology annotation, biological process: regulation of transcription by RNA polymerase II. The record is from RefSeq and is a predicted model, not a curated record. The transcript is spliced from 9 exons. Gene Ontology annotation, molecular function: DNA-binding transcription factor activity, RNA polymerase II-specific; transcription cis-regulatory region binding. NCBI's taxonomy places the organism in Eukaryota, Metazoa, Chordata, Actinopteri, Salmoniformes, Salmonidae.
UUAUCAAACAUCCCAGGAAAUGAUAGAAAGUAGAAUUAUGACCAGCAUGUCAGGAAUUCUCGAAAAUUCAGGUCAUCAUCCCUCUCCACAAGACUACAGACUUCUGACCACAGACCCCUCCCAGCUCCGAGAGGAGGAUCUCCCCGGGGACCUGCAGUCUUUGUCGUGGCUCACCUCUGUAGACGUUCCCCGGCUUCAGCAGAUGGCCGAUGGUCGCGGUGGUGGCGAAGGAGACUUCAACGGGCCUUCCCAGGGGCUGGGGGCCAGCAUGCUGGAGCAGCAGACAGCUCAGAUGAACAACAUAACCAUGGCAGGGGGACAGGGAGCCAUGAUCCACCUACAGAGCAACAUGCAGCACAGCCCCCUGGGAAUUAAUGUCAUCACCGCCCAAAGCGGAAGUAUGUCUCCAUUCUCCAUGAAUGGACAGCCCUCCCCAGGGUACCAAUGCCCUGCCUCUGUCUACCAACCUACACCCCAACAAGUGUUCACUCUGACCCAGACUAGCCAGCAGUGUACUCCUGCUGGGCUCUAUGGCAAUGUCUCGUUCAACAACCAAAGCCUGUUCACACAGCCGCGCCUGGCUCCACAAAACCAGGACCUGCAGCCCAAGACUUUCCCCAAGCCCAUCUACUCCUACAGCUGUUUGAUCUCUAUGGCUCUGAAGAACAGCAAGACAGGCAGUCUCCCAGUCAGCGAGAUCUACACCUUCAUGAAGGAACAUUUCCCCUACUUUAAGACAGCACCAGACGGAUGGAAGAACUCAGUCCGACACAACCUGUCGCUAAACAAGUGCUUUGAGAAGGUGGAGAACAAGACGAGUGGGUCGUCUCGUAAGGGCUGCCUCUGGGCCCUGAACCCGGUCAAGAUCGACAAGAUGGAGGAGGAGAUGCAGAAGUGGAAGCGUAAGGACCUCCCAGCCAUCCGCCGCAGCAUGGCCAACCCAGAUGAGUUGGACAGGUUGAUCACGGACCGGCCGGAGAGCUGCAGACGGAAGCCCAUGGACCCCGGGAUGACCCGUCUGCCUAUCUGUCCAUCUGGCCUAUCCCUGCCUGUCCCGGGCCAGAUGCAACCCCAGCCCAUGGUCACCCUGUCCCUGCAGUGCCUGCCCAUGCACCACCAGCUCCAUGCCCAGGCCAGGCUGGCCCCGGUGUCCCCCCCCCCUGCCCAAACGCCCCCCCUCCACACCGUUCCUGACCUCUCCAACGGCCUCCUCGCUACCCAGCAUCCCGGCAAGCAGCCGCACGAGUUCUACAGUCUCCAUGGUGAGGUCAACGCAGAGGUGGACACACUGGACACCAGCAUCAUGGACUUCGCUCUACAAGGUAACCUGUGGGAGAUGAAAGACGACAGCUUUAAUCUGGAGGCAUUAGGCACCUUCAGUAACUCUCCCCUGCGUUUGUCUGACUGUGACAUCGGCACCAUGACGGGCAGCCUCCCUCCAGUCUACAGCGGGGGCAGCAUGCCCUUCUCAGACCUACAGGUGACGGGCAUGUACACCUCCUACGCCGCCCUGGACACCCUCUCCUCCCAAUACAUGGGCACGCCAGGCAACAGCAAGCCCAUCACUGCCCUGCUUUAAUGAAAACAUCCCCUGCACCACAGAGUGGAACCACAAGGGGAGAGCUGCAACGAGGCAUUACCAACAAUACAAAAACAUUUUUUGUUUGUUGCUGUGGCUCUACUUGUCAAUCACACUCCUGGCACCAAAAAGCCCCCACAUCCUCCACUGAAAAGCCUGAAUCCUCAUUGCUUUUCUCUAUCCCCGAUGACAGAGCAACUUGUGUUGCCAAACCUAAGCCACUACUUCAGAUGCGAGAAAGAAGUCUGCUCGGAUGGGGGAUUUGAUCAAAGUCAUUGCUUUUUACCUGUGUGGUUUAACAAUAGGAGUAACCAAUGAGGAAAAGUGAAAUUCGGGGAGGAAAUUGACAAAAAUAUAGUGAUGUCUCUGGGGGGAAACUUUGCCAAGCAAAGACCCCAAGCUGUCCUACACUGUUCGUACACAAACCUAGCAGGCAACAGGAACCAUCUCUGCCAGUUUUGUACAAUGUUGACUUUCCUGUGUUUGUAAGCCUUACCAUGGCACUGUUAGUUCCCUGUUCUUUACCCAUUGUGUGUAUUGUGCUAGGCAGUAUUACUGUGAUGUUUUAUUUAUUAAAUGGCAGCUGGAGAAGGGGAGGAAUUUAUCAAACACCAUUUACUGUAUAUUUGUGUUUUAAAUCCCUGUGAUCUCCACUGAAAAGCUUGUUUCUUAAACAGUAUUUAUCCAUACAUUCCAAAACCUGUCUAAUAAUAGCAUUUGUAGACCAUUUGACAAAUUUCAGCAUUUGAAAAUAGGCUAAAAUCUGUCAAAGUCCAAAUUCAUAAUAUUCAUUGAAUUAUUCACAACUUUUGGGAGGAUGUCAGGCUACAUGUACUGUAAAAUCACAAUGGAUAAAUAAAAGGUUACUUGCUGAAAA